Sitodiplosis mosellana (orange wheat blossom midge) is the source of this 2476-nucleotide messenger RNA. It is a transcript of the gene S2P, whose product is annotated as membrane-bound transcription factor site-2 protease. Gene Ontology annotation, cellular component: membrane; cytoplasm. The coding region runs from base 753 to 2273 and encodes 506 amino acids. Gene Ontology annotation, biological process: regulation of response to endoplasmic reticulum stress; membrane protein intracellular domain proteolysis. The transcript has 3 exons. The record is from RefSeq and is a predicted model, not a curated record. Lineage: Eukaryota; Metazoa; Arthropoda; Insecta; Diptera; Cecidomyiidae. Gene Ontology annotation, molecular function: metalloendopeptidase activity.
AACGUGAAUCAUUCCAAACGCCAAACACAUACAUGCAAUACGCACUAAUCGAAAUGUAGAAAUGAAUAACGUUUUGGACGUUCAGAUUUGUUUAGUUGAUUUAGAAUUCAGAUUUGUUUAGUUGAUUGUUAUUUUUAAAUAAAUCCAACCUUUUUAUUGAUUGUUAAUUUCAUUUUUUCGAAAGAAUUAAAUUGGUUUUAAAAUCAUGCACAGAUUUCAUAAUUACGAUUCAAACUGACGUCAGACUAGAGGUCGUUACUGGUUCACAUUAAAUAGUGACAGUUCAAGCAAACGAUUUGGGUUUUUGUUUUGUUUUUUUUUUUCCAUCCUCAUUCGUCAUCUCUCUUUCGCUCUGAGAAAUAUGUAGCAAAUAAAUAUGCAAAAGUGAAUCUAUUUUAAGUGCAUCUCCACCAAAAAUGAAACCAAUUUGUUGUUGCUGUUUGGUGAAAUAGAUUAAUUUCAAUUGCAAUAUACAUGAGAGUUUAUUGUUGCAACGAAACAACGAAAUCGAUAAUUUUCUUUGGAAAAUCACUGAGCUUAAUUGGAAGGUUGUCACAAAUGUGCGCCGGUUGAUUACACUUAUCAAACUGUGUAAUAAAUCUCAGCGUCAAUAGCAGUGGUGUAGAUUUUUGAGGCUGAUGAGUCCAUCUUCAAAUAAUAGAAAUAUGUGCAAAAACGUUCAUUUAAAUUAAGAUAGAUUCUCGCUAAACAAAAACCGUCUAAAAUAUACACAGACAGAAACGCACUUCAAUAUGGAUUUUAUGGUAUUCGCAAUUGUCAUAUUGGCCAUUUAUUUGGUGCUCUGGUUUUUCGAUUCAUUUUUCAAGAGCUGUAUGCAUUAUCCAUAUGAGGCGUUUUUGAAUGGCACAGGCUUAACCAUCAAACCAUUCCGUAUUCAAUGGUAUACAACGGCUUUGAAUCGAAUCACCAUCAAAUGGGCGCACACUUAUCCAAAACUAUUCACUUACUCCUUUGACGUCGGUGUUUUUUCGUCCAUUUGCCUGUUACCCAUGUUACUGCUGUGGCAAAUGAAACCGUAUAUCUGGGAUGCAUUUCUGAACGGUGCUAAAUCGGCGCCGGGUCAAACGAUGUCCACGGAAAAGGCAAACACUGGCGUUCAGUUUGAACUCAUGUUACCCGGUGUGAAUUUACCAUUUGAUGAAAUUAGUUACUAUGUCAUUGCCAUGGGAAUCUGUAGUGUGGUUCAUGAAAUGGGUCAUGCAUUUGCGGCUGUAUUGGAAGAUGUGCCUCUGACUGGAUUUGGAUUUAAUGUGCUUCUUGUGCUGCCGGUUGCCUAUACACAAAUCAGUACCGACCAAUUGAACAGUUUACGAACGUGGCGUCGCCUUCGUAUCCUCUGUGCCGGAAUCUGGCAUAAUAUUUUAUUGGCCGCUUUCUGUUUUUCGCUUAUGUCUUUGUUGCCAAUUCUAUUUACGCCAUUUUACAAUAUUGACAAAUCGGUGAUUGUGACCAGUAUGAAGCAGGAUUCAACGUUGUCCGGUGAAAAGGGGCUUGCCGUAAACGAUGUCAUUACAUCGAUAAAUGAUUGUGAGAUCAAAAAUAUAGAAACCUGGUAUGGAUGCCUAAUAAAUGCAAUUAAACAUCCACCAUCAUACUGUAUCCCAUCAGAGUAUGUGCUUGAUCACGAUGAAUCGGUACAGGUGUCGCACACAAAUUACGGUGUCAUCGAAUGCUGUGAUCGAAGCAAUGUGAAAAAUCUCUGCUUUGAAUAUAUAAACGAAGAAGGUUCGUAUAGUUUAAUUGAACUACCACAAUUUAUGUGCUUAAACAUACGGAAUACGAUCGAUCAUUCGACGGGCUAUUGCCAUCGAACACGGGGCAAGUGCAAAGAUAGCUACUGUAUCAAACCAAUGAUGAACAAUGCAACGACGCUUAUGCAAAUCAAACGGAUUGACAAACGUGAUGUCAUGUAUAUUGGCCAUCCAUCGGAUUUGGCAUACACUAUGAAAGUAUCAGUCUAUGUGCCGCGCACAUUUUUGCUCAAUUCCAAUGUUGCCGAUGGCAUUUCGUUGAUUCUCAAGUAUCUGGUGGUCUUUUCACUCGGAUUGGCAACACUAAAUGUGAUACCGUGCUUCUAUUUUGACGGUUACCAUAUUACCAGCGCGACGAUAAACCAUCUAUUUCAACAUCUUAUACCCGAACGUAAUCGGCGUGAAUGCAUCACCAUUGCGGUCACAUCCAUCGGUACGCUUAUUCUUUUAGUCACGCUUUUGAAAAGUGUUUGGCAUUCGAUAAAUCAGUAUGCCAUUUAGAAUGCGACAAACAAAUGAUUCAAAGCUUUAUUUACACACAAUGCACGUGGCCAUCAUUUGAGACAUUUGGAUUGCAAAGAAAAAAAUGAAAACGUAAAUUAUAGAAAAUCUUUUAUACAAUAAAUGAAUUUAUUCAUACCAAAACGAAAAAAAUAAAAUAAAAGGAAAAUCCCUAGUAGAGUUUAAAACAAAUAAAAAAACCU